This is a messenger RNA of Psammomys obesus (fat sand rat), 4256 nucleotides long. RefSeq names its product zinc finger protein 345-like. The coding region runs from base 360 to 2948 and encodes 862 amino acids. The record is from RefSeq and is a predicted model, not a curated record. The transcript is spliced from 5 exons. Gene Ontology annotation, biological process: regulation of transcription by RNA polymerase II. Gene Ontology annotation, molecular function: RNA polymerase II cis-regulatory region sequence-specific DNA binding; DNA-binding transcription factor activity. Lineage: Eukaryota; Metazoa; Chordata; Mammalia; Rodentia; Muridae.
CAGAGUGGCCAUGAAGUCUUCCCUGUCGUAGUCAUUCUAGUGGUACUUCGCUGGCGGGUCCGCGGCGUGGCUUGGAACUUUCUGACGCGGGAGCCUUCGGCGUCCGUGGGCGGAAGUCGCGGCGUGGCGCGCGGUGCGCAGAGCUGCCUGCGGUGCGGUGUGAGCCGGGCGCCGGGCGGACGCCGGGCUGCCGAGCGCUGGAAUUUCCAGUGUCUCAGAGCUCCUAGGAUCACUGAAAUCAUUCAGGCCUCAGGAUUUCCUGCUGUGUCACAGCUAGCCUUUCUUCAGUAACCCUGUGAACUCCUGAGGAAUUUGGAUUUACUGCAAAGAAACAUCAAGAAUAAGAGAUCAGCGGGGACAUGGCUGCAGAUACGAAUUUCCAGCAGAAGACCCAACCAUUGACUGCAAAGGAGCAGCAUGGGUCAUGUGAGAGGUGGAUGUCCUUUGAGGAUGUGACUGUGAACUUCAGCCAGGAGGAGUGGCAGCAACUUGACUCUGCCCAGCGAUACCUGUACCAGGAGGUGAUGCUGGAAAUCUACAGCCACCUCUUGUCAGUGGGGUAUCCCGUUCCCAGCCCUGGAGUCAUCUUUAGGAUGGAAAAAGGAAAGGCAGCACAGACAGAAAAGGCUGAGUUCCCAGGCCAGAGGUGUCAAGAAAAAUCAGGAAUUGAUACCUCACCACAGAAAAUGUCUGCGAAAGCUUCAGUUCAUAGUAAUAUGGCAAGUGAAGUCACAAGAGAUGAUUCUUUGUGUCCCUUUCUACAAGAACUAUGGCAGGAUACUGACAUUACAAAGAAAGAUCAGCAAAACCAGAUUCUACCCUUCCAUCCUGGUACUUUCCACAAGAAAACUCUGAGCACAAAUAGUGGUCAUGAAUAUCAAAAGCCUGGAGAAAACAUUCCCUUGAGACCCUACUUCAUUUCUACACAAGAGGGUCUUCCACGAUAUUGCUCACUUCCAAAAAGUUUGGAGCUAAAUCUAGGAGCAAAUGGUCAGAAGGAAAGCAGAGUCACAGAGCAGCUUAUUAACAUUGUUGCAUCCAGUCAGCUCCUGAUACAAGGCUCUUGUAAUGCCAGCAGUGUGGCUUCUCAUAGAGAAGAGUCAUGCAGAAGCACUGGGAACAGAGAAGUUCUCAGUGAUAAACAACCACUGAUGCAUGGAACCCAGUCUCAGGAGACAGCAGAUCAAAGUUCUAAGUGUGGGGAGAUCCUCUAUGCUGUUUCUUUGCAUAAACCUGACAUCACUCUCACUGUGAACCGACCAGUUGUUUCCUACAAUGGUGGUAAGGCCUUCCUUUAUGUGUCCAAUUCAUUGAGUUACCCAUUCCAACUAAAGGUGGAUCAUCUAGUUCACACUGGAGGGGAAUCUUACAAGUGCAGCAGCUGUGAGAAAUCCUUUUGUACUGAGGCUGCACUCCAAGAACAUGAGCAAACUCACAUAGAAGAGAAACCGUAUGUGUGUAGUCUAUGUGGGAAAGCCUUCAGCGAUAGGCCAGCUUUUUAUGAACAUGAAUUGAUUCACAAGAAUCACACACCUUUUAUCUGUGACAAAUGUGGGAAGGCCUUCUUACGUAAGUCAGAGUUGACAUCCCAUAAACAAAGUCACAAUGGAGAGAAGCCUUACAAAUGCAAUGACUGUGGGAAAUCGUUUAAGUUUCCAUCCCAGCUGAAGGUGCAUCGUCAGAUCCACACAGGUGAGAAGCCUUACGAAUGCCAUGAAUGUGGAAAGUCAUUCAGUAAAACAGCCAAACUCAAGGUGCAUCAACGAAUUCACACAGGAGAGAAACCUUAUGUGUGUUCUCAGUGUGGAAAAGCCUUCAAUCAGAAGUCCAUACUAGACCGGCAUGAGAAACUUCACCCUGGGGAGAAGCCUUACAAGUGCAGUGACUGUGGGAAGUCAUUUAAUUACCCAUCCCAGCUGAAGGUGCAUUGCCAUAGUCACACAGGGGAGAAGCCGUACAAGUGCCACGAGUGUGGAAAAUCCUUUAAUUUUCCAUGUGAACUGAAGGUGCAUUAUCAGAAUCACACAGGAGAGAAGCCUUACAAGUGCCGUGAAUGUUGGAAACUGUUCAGUAAGAUGUCCCAGCUGAAGGCACAUUAUCGAGUUCACACAGGAGAGAGACCUUACAAAUGCAGCCACUGUGGAAAGGCCUUCUCUACUAAGGAGCAAGUCCAAGAGCACGAGCGAAUCCACACAGGAGAGAGACCCUUCGUGUGCAGUGAGUGUGGAAAAGCCUUCAGCAGCAGGUCGUCUUUUCGUAAACAUCAGCUAAUUCACACUAAAGAGAAACCUUUUGUCUCUCAGAAAUGUGAGACAGGUGUCCAGGAGUCUACUUUGACACCCCAUCAACAGCUCCAUAUUGGGGAGAAGCCUUACAAAUGCCCUGACUGUGGGAAGUUGUUUAAUUACCCAUCCCAGCUGAAGUCGCAUUAUCAGACCCACACAGGGCAGAAGCCUUGUAAGUGUCCUGACUGUGGGAAAUCAUUCAGUAAAACGUCUCAACUAAAGGCACAUUCUCGAAUACACACAGGGGAGAGGCCUUAUGUGUGUUCUGUGUGUGGGAAGGCCUUCAAACAGUUGUCAACAUUGAGCAGACAUGAAAAAAUUCACCUGGUGGAGAAGCCUUACAAAUGCAAUUUCUGUGGGAAGUCGUUUUGCUCUCCAUCUGAACUGAAGGUGCAUCUUCUGAUUCACACAGGGGAGAGACCUUACAAAUGCAACAACUGUUGGAAAGCCUUUUGUACUAAAGUCCAACUCCAAGAGCAUGAGCGAAUUCACACAGGAGAGAGACCUUAUGUGUGCACUCAUUGUGGGAAAGCCUUUAGAAGCAGGUCAGUUUUCUCUAAGCAUAAGUUGAUUCACAGGAAGGAAACACCUUUUGUCUGUGAGAUGUGGAAAAGUAUUCUUGCAGAAGUCAGAGUUGACAUCUCAUCUACAAACUCACAUUGAAGACAAACCUUAGGGAUGUCAAGACUGGAAAAUGGUUUAGUCAGAUACACUACUGGAGGUGUGCCAUCGGGUUCACAUGGUGGAGAAGCCUUCCAAAUGCAGCAGCUGUGGGGAAGUCUUGGCGUCUCACGCCCAACUCUGACAGCGUGAACAAAUGAAUUCACCCGGGAAAGAGACCCACUUUGUGCUCUUGAGUGUGGAAGUCUUCAGUAGCAGGAUAAUUUCAUAGACAUCACAUGUCUCACUAGGGUGAGACCUUUGUCUCUCACAAUGUGGUCAGAUUUGCCAUCUUGAGGAGGAACUCAUUGAAGAGGAUGUCAUGAGUUGGAAAUCAUUCAUUUCUGGAUCACAGAUCAGUCCCAUCAUCAGUCUGUGGGUGGGGAUGCCCUAUGUGUUCUGAAUGAAGGAAGGUCCUUAACAGGUCAGAAUUCACAUAUAUACUACAUGGCUCAUACCACAAUGAGAUUUUUACAUAAUGCAGUUUUACAUAACAGUUUACUGAGAAAUGAGUUCUUCACUUUAUCAGCAUAUUCCAAAAUGAAAUGUAUUUCUGUAUUUACUUGAAGUUUAUUUUAUGCUGAGAUAAAAUUGCAUAUCAGCUGAUUAACUUUACAGAAAACAAAUAUAAUUAUUUGUUGAUUGUUUAGACAUAGUAAACAUGCAUGAGGAAAGUUACUCACAAAUUAACUACUACUACUAAGCACACAUAUUUGUCUUGUUAAACAUGAAUUUCAUUUCAGGAUGACCUGGACUAAUUUCAGAAGUGUUUUUGUAGAUUGUGAUAUAAGGUACAUUUGUUGUGAGAGUCCAGUAAAGCCCUUAAGUGCCAGCCAUGGGAAUAGUAGGGUGGUUCUGUAAAUGGGCAUAUGUAUGUAUGUAUGAACUGUAUAUGUAUAUGUAUGUAUGUAAGUAUAUGUACACAUGUGCCUGUAUUUAGUGCCUGUAUGGGCUUAUAUGUAUUCCUGCAAUUUCAUGGAGUUUUCUAUAGAAUUAACUUCAAAAUACAAAAGAGUAGCUUAUUAUUAAAAACACAUUCAUUUAUUUUGUAUAUAUGUAUGUACACUCGCUGCUAGGUGUAUGUGGCUGUGAAUCAGUGAGAGUCAGUGAUCUUGCACCUUAUGGAUUCUGGGGGUUGAACUUGGAUUGUCAGGCUUGGUGACAGUCAUCUUUACCCACUGAGCCAUCUUGCUUGGCCUGUGGCUUUUAUUUUUAUUUGUUUAACAGUUUCUGUCUUGAGCUUGCACCAUCAAUAAUUAAUUCUUUGUUAUUAUUAUGUGGAUGUACCUUGAAUAAAUGAGAUCUGGGACA